GCAACGAUCAGAGUGUUUGUCGACUCGCUGCUCCACGAUCCUGGGUUCAAACUUGAGCUUUUUCUUUUUACAAGCUAAGUUUCACAACCUACGGUAGGACGAGGAGGAGGAGGAAGAGGAGGAGGAGCCUUUUCCAGGGACAAGUAAAGUUGGGAGAAGGAGGAGAUCAAGCCAGGUUUCUUAAAUGUGGAGCUGAACCUUCAGCACUUUUAAAGCACCCUCUGCGCUCUCUGCCUCUUCAAACACCCCUCAAACUUGUACAUUAAAGUCGUCUUCGUCGGUUUUUAUUAGAAAGGUACGCUUUUAGACACGUGUUCUCUUUUCAGGAAAAGUAAACAGGAUUCCAUAAACUUGACACGUCCUUUGGUUCUUUUUUAUGGGACUCGUAGGUUUGUAUAUCGACUGAGAUAUACCUUAUACACUAUCUGUUGGAUGCACUAGUACCUCUAGUACGAAAAAGUGAUGGCAUCCGAAACGAGAAACGGCGGCACAUCGUCGUUCAGCAACAAUGGCAGCAGCAAAACCAAGAGGAUACUGUUGGUCGUCAUGGAUAUCAUCUGCAUGAUUUUAGCUGCCCUGCCUUUCCUGUUAAUUGAAACUAGCGUGAUCGAGCCGUAUCGACGCGGGUUUUACUGCAGUGACCAGUCCAUCCGGUAUCCUUAUAAAAAUGGAGAAACCAUAAGCGAUGCCGUGCUCGGUCUCGCUGGCAUUGUUAGUGCCAUCGUCUCUAUUGUGAUUUGCGAGUGCUACAGGAUCCGUUGCCUUAAGCAGGGCUCUCACUCGUUUGUGGGAAACCCGUACAUCUCUGCCCUUUAUCGGCAAGUCGGCGUGUUCAUCUUCGGCUGCGCCGUCAGCCAGUCGUUCACGGAUAUCGUGAAGGUGUCAGUGGGGCGCAUGAGACCACACUUUCUGCACGUGUGCAAUCCAGACUUCUCGCAAAUCAACUGUUCUGAUGGUUACAUCACCAACUACAAGUGCUUGGGCGACCCUAGCAAGGUGCAGGAGGCGAGGAAAUCCUUCUUCUCUGGACACGCCUCAUUUUCACUGUACACCAUGCUGUAUUUAUCUUUCUAUCUGCAGUCUCGGUUUACGUGGCGUGGAGCUCGCCUCCUGAGACCUCUGGUGCAGUUCACUCUUCUGAUGAUGGCUUUCUACACCGGUCUGUCUCGUGUUUCAGACCAUAAGCACCAUCCCACUGAUGUUCUCGCUGGAUUCGUACAAGGAGCGUUGGUGGCCUACUGCAUAGUCUUCUAUGUAUCAGACCUGUUUAAGCCCAAAGUCAAGACUGUAAGUCUUCCUGUCAGUCUUCCAUCGACGAUCAGGAAAGAACUCCUGCCGUCCUCUGACACCAAAGACAGGAACAACCAUCACAACAUGGUGUGAGAGGAAGAUAUGGGAGAAAACAUCCCUAGAAAUGAUUCGACACCUUUUUGGAAGAACCUGAAGAGCCACCUGUGAAUGAAGAGAAGCAGUAUUUUCACUGCCUCCCUCUCUAUCUCUCAUCUGACAGUAGAAUGUAGAGGCAGGAGACAGAGACUUUUUUAUUUUGUUUGUUUGUUUGUUUGUUUUUUUACUCUCGAGACACUCUAUUUUUGUACUUUUACAAAGUUUGCUCUUUCUUAUUCGAGCCCAAUUUAUGAAAACUAAACAAUCUGAAUAAAUGUCAUUCAUUUAAAUGAGAGUCGGUUCCCGAAGCAGCAAGGGACUAAAGUGGGCCUGUAACUUGCCUUUGUUAUACUCUGAAUGGAGCUGAACGCAGAAAGCAUUAAUAAUGGGGCAGAAGAAAAGCAAAACAAGUGCUAACGAAUGAAUGAAUGAAAGAGUGUGACUGUGAGUCUGGUCAUGUGAUCUCUAUCUCUCUCUCUCUCUCUCUCUUCCCCCACCCUUUUUUCCUCUCUCUUGUCUCCGAGGCCUUUUGCCAAUAUAAGACAACAAAUUCCUUGAUUAUAGGAAUGAUAUUACUUGCGACGUUACUAGCACAGAUAUAUUAACAAUAUAAAGAAGAAUAACUUAUAGCACUAUAGCCGAUCAUUAUAAAUCGUCACCACUCGCUGUCUGGGUGGUGUAGCUCCAAGGACGCUCGAUGAGGUUUAGUGUGUGGUAGACCGAAUCCCAAUGAACUCUUACGCUGUGGUAUGUGAGGGUCUAUUGGACUCUACAUACCAUUAUGAGAUGCUGACACUCCUAAGCACUAGACCCAUCCCUGCUGUCCUAAGCUAUCCACACAGAAGCCUAGCUCCAAGGGAUGUUGCAUUUUAAUGGGUUUUUUAAGAGGUGGGGCUUUAAGGGAGGGGGAUAUUGGGGCGGUGAUGUGGGCUGUGAAUAACAGAUGGUAGGCAGAUUUUAAUAGUGAAUUCUAGAUGGUCGCCUAGCCGAGAGGGCAUGGUAGAGCCGUGCUUCUCGAUCCAGUGGGUGUGAUUUGUGCUGGGAAGGAUGGGAUGGGAUGGGAUGGGAUGGGAUGGGAUGGGAUGGGAUGGGAUAGGGGCAGGUGUGUUGUGUCCCGUCAAACGUACUGGUUCGGCACGUUUCAUUUUGAAUGGGUGAACGAGUCUCUUCUGCUGGCUGGUAUGGAUUCUUCUCCCUUCCGAGCACAUAAUCAUUCAGCAGCAGUGCCAACUGGAUCUAUAGCCAGGGACAGUGUUAAUUUAACUGCCUGCCUGCCAGAACUCCCAUCCAACCCAAUAUGUUUGAGGUGUGGGAUCCCACCACAAUCACUCAGUGCCACAUUUUGUGUAUGUAUGUUGUGUGUGUGUUUGUGUGUGUCGGUGAGAUUCUGUAUCUCACUGUGUUUCUGCACCUAGUCCUUGUCGCUGGGCAGAGGACUGUUACCAUGUGAAGAAAAAAAAAGAAAACUGUGGAUUUAUUUUCUCUCAAAUGCCUCUUUUUCUUAUCUAAAAUAAUGUCUACUGUUCUCACUAACUCCUGUACAGUGCUGCCAGACUCGUUUAUGUAUACCAUAUACAACAUCUACACAGCCUCCGACAUGUUGCACAUCCCUCCUUUCGUCUAAUCCGUCCUUUUAUUUCAGCGAACCGUUCUCUUUUUUUUCCCCCUCCUUUCGAAAUAUAUAAAUAAUGUAUAGAUCACUAAAAUUAACUAUGUAAAAUAUAUUUUCUGAACAUAUUUAGUUAUAUCCACUAUAAAUAAAAAUGUCAUGACCUGUGUUAUUUACAAAUUGCUGCUUCACUAAGCAUUGAUUGACAGACUGUAUUGUAUUUAGCCAACUAAACUAUUGUAGAUUUGUCAUAUCGAUUUUUUUUAAAGAACUACACCUACAAAUGUAUCAAAGUUCACUACUAGUAUUUUUGUAUUGUCUGAUUUUGUAAAAAAAAAAAAAAAGAAAAGAAAGAAAGAAAUAAUAGUAUUUUUUUCUGCUAAAUGUACCGAAAUCUAAUACAUGUGUUAUGAAAUAAAAACGAAAAAAAAAAAAGCUCAUUAUGAACAGAAACGUUUAUGUGAUUGUUUAAGUAAUAAGGGUGUUAAUGUUCACUCUACCGUAACGUACUUUGAAAGACGCAUGACUUCAUCCAUUUGGCACCAUGCUAAAGCAGAAAAAGUGUGUGGCUACCAGCGUUAUGGUCUCAGAGAGCGGUAUUUAAAGCUGGUGUGUCUGCAGUAAAUCCACUUUCAGGUCUGUUACGACACAGGGUUGGGGCUUGAAAUAAAAAUUCUCUAUUUACGCCUCUGAAACCUAUCCCCUGGAUGGACUUAAGAACUGAUCGAAUUUAAGAGCUCUCGGAGAGGGACACGGCACCACGGUGAGUCAUAAACGUGUGUCAAAACUGCAGCCAAGAGCACAAGUACGCCAGGGUUGAGCUGGAGGUCUUGGCAAAAAAAAAGGAACGCACAGCUAGAUAGAUCAUAGAGGUCUCAUCUGGAACAGGUCUAAAAGAGCAGGCCGGCGCUGGUGCUGGCACUGCUGCCAUGUUUGGCUCUAGUGUGUGAAUAAAAGCUGGCACUGCCUGUGUGUUAGAAAGGAAACCAAGAAAGAAGGCAUGCUAAUGAAUAUCAGAGUGUAUGUUUGUUAUGGAGACCAUGUUGGCCCUUAAGAAAGGCCGGUGUAGAAGUUUUAAACUUUACCUCUUCCACACACACAUACUGGCACAUCUAUGAAUAACGAAUGCCAGGAAUAAGGGCUGGGCCACUAUUUCAGAUUGUUUAGAUAAAUGUUUAGAUAAAGUGAGUUCUGUGAGGUAUAGCCAGGGGGUUUGUGAUAUUUGAUAACAGUAGUUGAAAUGAUAAACUGCCAUUAUUAUAUUUAUUCGAUUGUUUGAGUCGUGUUUAUUAUUCUUAGAGUUAUUAGCUUUUUUAACAGGUCUCUUCAAUUGAACGGGUUUAGUCCGAACCUCAGUAAGUCACAAACAAGUAGAGCUAUAAAAAAAAACUUGGACAUUUUCUACUCUGUCAGUAUAUAUAUAUAAGACAUAUGGAUGUAAUAAAUAGGCAGAAUAUUACUGUACAUAUUUGAAUCAUGAGCCUAAUAUGUGAACAGUCCUUAACAUAAAUCUGCAGUGAAAACACACACACACGCACACACACACACACACACACACACACACACACACACACACACACACACACACACACACACA
Tachysurus fulvidraco (yellow catfish) is the source of this 4592-nucleotide messenger RNA. RefSeq names its product phospholipid phosphatase 3 (gene plpp3). Lineage: Eukaryota; Metazoa; Chordata; Actinopteri; Siluriformes; Bagridae. The record is from RefSeq and is a predicted model, not a curated record. Gene Ontology annotation, molecular function: phosphatidate phosphatase activity. The transcript has 7 exons. Gene Ontology annotation, biological process: canonical Wnt signaling pathway; phospholipid dephosphorylation; phospholipid metabolic process. Bases 463 to 1383 code for a protein of 306 amino acids.